Molecule: messenger RNA, 879 nt
Organism: Corticium candelabrum
Lineage: Eukaryota; Metazoa; Porifera; Homoscleromorpha; Homosclerophorida; Plakinidae
Exons: 1
Coding region: 44-748 (234 amino acids)
Biological process (GO): peptidyl-proline hydroxylation to 4-hydroxy-L-proline
Cellular component (GO): endoplasmic reticulum
Molecular function (GO): iron ion binding; procollagen-proline 4-dioxygenase activity; L-ascorbic acid binding
Source: RefSeq, a predicted model, not a curated record
UUUGGGGAAUCACAUUUGCUCGUGCAAAAGGAAGUGAGGUGUUAUGGAUGACGGGCAACGCUAUGAUCCUGUCUUUAGUAAAUUCCUUGCAAAAGCUGCUCUUGGUGUGAAUGAUCAUGAAGGUGAUCAUGAAAGUGCAGAUCUAGAGUGUGUGGUGACAUGUGAAGAGGUGAUCCACAAGCAAGGCUGGCUGUUACAUGGAUGCAUGAGCAAAGAAGAAUGCCAACGACUCAUUGCUGUGUGUGAAGAGGUCGGGUUUCAGCAAGCCAAGGAUUACUGCUUUCAAUAUCGCGAUCGUUUCAAUGAUCGUAUGAUGAGUGACGAUGAGCAGUUGGCCGACUUCUUGUGGAGAAGGGUGCAGGCUUAUGUACCUCAAUAUGAAACCGACAGCAAUGGCCAUCAGUGGAGAGUGAAAGGACUGAAUAGACGUUUCAGGAUUUGUCGAUAUUUUAGUGGACAUUACUUUGGUGCUCAUAUUGAUGGAGAGUUUUAUGCAUCCGACAGAGAGAAGAGCUUCUAUACAUGCAUGUUGUAUUUGAAUGACAAGGGACACGACUUCCAGGGUGGUGCGACACGAUUUCUCGACAUCAACGCAAGAAAGAAAGCAAAGUUUGACGUUGAGCCGAAAGCUGGACUUUGCAUUGUUUUCUACCAGAAGUCACGUGAUACGUAUCAUGAAGGAUUGCAACUGACUGAAGGAACAAAAUACAUUCUGAGAACUGACGUCAUGUAUACAAUGGAACUCUAACAAUUUAGAAAUAUAAUUAGUGAAAUUAGUUAUCUUUCUGUUUGUGCUUUCUGAGCAAUUGUUCGAGUUCUUGUUGUGAUUUUGUGCCUCCUUUCUUUCUGAUUGCUGCAAGAAGUUUUGUUGGAUCUUUG